UCUGGGAAAGAGUAACAGGCGAACAUUUUUUUAAAGUCAAACUCGAAUUUACGACAAAAUUAAAACAUAUUUUUAAAUUUUUCUGUGCAAAAUACAAAUUUCCGGAAUCCAUCAAAAAUGUCUAAAUCAAAAGAAGACUAUUGUGUUCCUAAUACAAUUUUUGAAUUCGAUCCAAAUUUAAAAGACUAUUCUAUUGUGCAUGAAAUCAAAAGAUGUCAAGAAUUGUAUAUCAAACGACAAGUACUAAAAAGACAAAAAGCUAUUGAUGUCAAGCCUCUUUAUUAUGAGAACAUGAAAAGAAGAGAUCUUGUUGCAAAAUAUCCGAUUUAUAAAUAUGCGUUCACUUUUCCAAAAAUUCCAAAGGCUCCUGAUUUGUGUAACCAUGUGGGCAAAAUUAUACUCGACAGAGAUAUCCUUACGCAAUCUGAACAUAUAGGCUUUUUGGCACAGCCAAAAGCAGAUUUUGGUCGUAUGGGAAGGGGUCCACACGGGAUUUAUCAGAAAAGACUCCUCCCGAAUUGUACAACCCGAGUUGAAUCCCUGUCACACCCCAAAAGUAUUCGGGUCCAACACAACUGGGAAGAUUUUCAUAAUGUAUUGUCAGUUCGUCAAGCCACAAACUUAAGGAAAACUCUUCAGAAACCGCCUUUGCAGUAUACAACAAUUGAGAAGGCUUUAACUUAUAUUCACGAGGAACGACGGCUUAGGAACGUUAUGAAAAACGAAGCGAUGCGUAAGUGUAACAAGGUAAAAAAGAAGCUCCUCAAAAUUGAGCGAAAGCAAAUGGUUAAAAUUAUAUUCGCCUUAUAUGAAGUUUUGAAGGAAUCCCUUAUGAAUGAUGAUGUUUUCAUUGAAGAGGAUGAGGCAACAAGUAGUUUAAUAAGGGUGCUCGAGAACAAAAUUACAGAGUUUUGUGAUUGUGAUGACAAUAAUUCUACCAGCCAUAUUCGGCAGCCGAUCAAGGCAGUCGCAAGAAAUCUAGCAAGUUGGAUUAAAAUUUUCACAACUAAUUGUGGAUUUGGAAGUGCUGGUUUUAAAUCUCAACAAGAAACAGAUGGAACAGAUAAAGGCGUUAAAUGCAAUGAAAUGGAAAAUCAAGAGUUUUGGCUUCCAGUUGAAGAUUAUAUUUCAUAUAAUAGCUUGUCAUCGUCCGCCGAAGAUUUUGUCGAUGUAGAAGAAUAUGUGAACGAAGAUUAUUAUGGGGAGGAAGAAAAUUAACUCACUCGUGGGGAUAUUUUUGUUUAUUAGAAAUAUAAAUUUUAAGAUUGUA
Eupeodes corollae is the source of this 1270-nucleotide messenger RNA. RefSeq lists its product as uncharacterized. Lineage: Eukaryota; Metazoa; Arthropoda; Insecta; Diptera; Syrphidae. The coding region runs from base 118 to 1218 and encodes 366 amino acids. The transcript has 2 exons. The record is from RefSeq and is a predicted model, not a curated record.